CGUUGAUCGAUUGAAUGCAACUCGGUCUGCGUCCUCGUUUGCGAACACGGCCAUCUCUAUACGACCUAGUCCAGAAGAAGAACAUUGACCAGAUCUCGAUAUCUGGAGCUCACACCGCCGCCGGCCACGACGACGUUGAGCCACACCGAGUGCCGCUUCCCGCGAGCCCGCUGAUAUCACCACAAGGCGAGCUUCCCACCCGGCCGCCACCACCGCACAUCAACCUACAAGAAGCCAGCGACGACGAGAAGGAAGCACCAGCACCCAAGAUGCCUCCCAAAGGACAGAAGAAGCAGGAGCAGAAGUCGGAGGGCGAGGAGCAUGGCGCCAUCUACUCCAUUUCCGGCCCUGUCAUCAUCGCCGAGAAUAUGAUCGGAUGUGCUAUGUACGAGCUUGUCCGUGUUGGUCACGAUAACCUCGUCGGUGAGGUCAUUCGAAUCGAGGCCGACAAGGCUACCAUCCAGGUCUACGAAGAGACUGCUGGUGUAACCGUAGGCGACCCCGUAUACAGGACCGGGCAGCCAUUGUCUGUCGAGCUGGGUCCUGGUCUUAUGGAAACCAUCUACGACGGUAUCCAGCGUCCCCUCAAGGGCAUCGCCGACGACGCCAACAGCAUCUACAUUCCCCGUGGCAUCAACUUGCCCGCUCUUGACCGCAAGAAGAAGUGGGAGUUUACACCCGGUUCCCUCAAGGUCGGCGACCACAUCACUGGUGGUGACGUGUUCGGUACUGUCUUCGAGAACAGUCUGCUCAGCGAACACAGAGUUCUGCUGCCUCCCCGUGCCAAGGGUACCAUUACCCGCAUUGCUGAGAAGGGCAGCUACACCGUCGACGAGAAGAUCUUGGAGCUUGAUUUCAAUGGCACCAAGACCGAGUACAGCAUGAUGCACAAGUGGCCCGUACGAGUGCCCCGUCCUUCCAACGAGAAGCUGUCAUCCGACCAGCCUCUUAUCGUCGGCCAACGUGUCCUUGACUCUCUGUUCCCCAGUGUUCAGGGCGGUACCGUGUGCAUUCCAGGUGCUUUCGGAUGCGGCAAGACUGUCAUUUCCCAGUCUCUGUCCAAGUUCUCCAACAGUGACAUUAUUGUCUACGUGGGUUGCGGUGAGCGAGGAAACGAGAUGGCGGAAGUCUUGAUGGACUUCCCAGAGCUCACUAUCGAUGUCAACGGCAAGAAAGAGCCUAUCAUGAAGCGAACGACCCUCAUUGCCAACACCUCCAACAUGCCUGUAGCUGCUCGUGAAGCCUCCAUCUACACUGGUAUCACCGUCGCCGAGUACUUCCGCGACCAGGGCAAGGACGUGGCCAUGAUGGCUGACUCCUCGUCACGAUGGGCUGAGGCUCUUCGUGAGAUUUCCGGACGUCUCGGAGAGAUGCCUGCUGAUCAAGGUUUCCCUGCUUACCUCGGUGCUAAACUUGCGUCUUUCUACGAGCGUGCUGGGCGUGUUCAGGCUCUGGGUAGCCCCGAACGAUUUGGCAGUGUGUCGAUUGUUGGUGCUGUCAGUCCUCCAGGAGGUGACUUUUCGGAUCCCGUGACCACGAGUACACUCAACAUUGUGCAAGUCUUCUGGGGUCUCGACAAGAAGCUUGCUCAGCGAAAGCAUUUCCCAUCUGUCAACACAUCGAUUAGUUACAGCAAGUACACAACCCCGCUCGACAAGUACUACGCCAAGAACAACCCGGAAUUCCCCCGUCUCCGCGACCGCAUCAAGGAGCUUCUCACUACGUCAGACGAUCUCGACCAGGUUGUGCAGCUUGUCGGUAAAUCCGCGCUGGGUGACAGCGACAAGAUUACGCUUGACGUGGCUACGCUCCUCAAGGAGGACUUCUUGCAGCAGAACGGUUAUUCGGACUAUGACCAGUUCUGUCCGCUAUGGAAGACCGAGUGGAUGAUGAAGAAUAUGAUGGCUUUCCACGACGAGGCCCAGAAGGCCGUCUCCCAAGGACAUGCAUGGCCCAAGGUCCGCGACGCGACCUCGGAAAUCCAGAGCCAGCUCCGUUCAAUGAAGUUCGAGCUGCCCAGCGAUGGAGAGGAGAAGGUCACCAAGAAGUACGAGGAACUCCUGCAGAAGAUGACCGACAAGUUUGCAUCGGUUGUCGACGAGUAAAUGCAUGGGCUUGAAGGCGAUUUCUCCGUAGCGUGUCUGUCUAGUAUAUCUCCAAGAUCGUAGAAUGUGAAUUGUACCAAGAUACCAAUACUGCUGCCUGAACCCGCUGACGACGCCGUGUCGCGUCCUGUGACCGCAAUGCGCAUCAUGUGCGCCAGGAACGACAUCAUGGUAGUCAAAAUGUCGAGGUGGCUCUAGAUCACUACUAGUGGAACAUGGGAUUAUUUGAGC
This is a messenger RNA of Alternaria rosae, 2336 nucleotides long. Its product is annotated as ATP synthase alpha/beta family, nucleotide-binding domain-containing protein. The transcript has 9 exons. Gene Ontology annotation, biological process: ATP metabolic process; proton transmembrane transport. The record is from RefSeq and is a predicted model, not a curated record. Lineage: Eukaryota; Fungi; Ascomycota; Dothideomycetes; Pleosporales; Pleosporaceae. The coding region runs from base 15 to 2105 and encodes 696 amino acids. Gene Ontology annotation, cellular component: fungal-type vacuole membrane; proton-transporting V-type ATPase, V1 domain. Gene Ontology annotation, molecular function: ATP hydrolysis activity; ATP binding; proton-transporting ATPase activity, rotational mechanism.